GUUCGUAAGUAAGUACAUGUUCCGUUAGUCAUCUUUUCGCACCACGAUACAAACACAUCUGUAAAUUUGUCCACGAGCCGGACGUUUGUGUUGUACCUCGCGCUUAAAUGUAAUUACUAGCUUUGUUAUUACGUGAAGACCAAGCCGUCAGAGAGCAAUUUUGAAAAUUUUUGAGAAAAGAAUGGAUAAUCCAUUACCACAUAUUAUGGAAAGCGUGGAUUGUGAUGGUUCAACAAAGCCGAAAGACAGGUUAGUCAGCCUUCUUGAUCAGAUCGAAGUGCAUGUAGAACAACUGAGGAAAGAUGCUUGGAGACUCGAAGAAGAAAGAGAUACACUCCUGACUACCUUAGACACACUUAGAAACAAUGAAAUUUUAAGUGGAUUAAAUGAAACUGACAAGGACGAUGUGCUGAGGUAUGCUGAAAGAUUGUCUAUGCGAUGUUUAACAGUUGAUGUGUUGGUUAAAAUUCAGCGUGAUCAAAUUCAAGAAGAAGCACUACAUCAGGUAAAUGGUUUGAUAGAUAGUUUAGUUGUUGGCCUCCGUGAUGAUCCAGCUGGAACUCGGCAGCGUUGUGCAUCUUUUAUGAAUGCUUGUACUUCACAAAGUGUUGGCCAUUCUGAUAAAACCUUUGAAACAGCAAUUCUUGGGUGUACUAUGGAUGAUCAGAAACGAAUAAAAAAGAGACUGCAGGGACUAUUAGAUUAUAUUGACAAAAUGCACACAAUUAAAUUACUGUGAAGCUUUAUUUGGAAUAACUGAUUUUUAAAGAAGUCAGAUAAGUAACUCUUUAAAUCAGUAAUUAAUACGACCUAGUUAUCUGAAAAGAGAUUUAAGAAAAACUUAUUAUAGCAGGGUGCUUGAUAAUUCAAUAAUGUUUAUGGUAAAUGUACAAAAAGUAUCAUAUAUUGUGAGUUUUUUCUCUACAUGUACUAUUUCUACGCCUUGCUAUCUGGGCAAAUAAGCUUUUAUGCAUAUUACACUUGUAUAUGCGCGUUAAUUAUGAUAGGAAAUUAUUAUAAAAUUACUAUAACAAAUAAUACAUAUUUCCGUACUUAAAAGAUUUUGAGAAUUAAAAUUGUUUAUUUUCGAAAUAAAUGAUUAUAACAUACAGAGAGUCCUGUGUAACGCGACUCGCUAUUUCUUUGCCAUUUGCAGCCAUGUAACAAAAAAUGUUUUGAACCAUACUUUGAUGGUGUCGAGCGUACUACAAAUGAUAGAAAGAAUCCCGAAAAUACUUUGUUUUCAUAACGAAACUAGUGUCACCUUAGUUAACACAAAUAGGAUUAUAUGUUGCUUCUUCCAUGAAAUUGUAGAGGAUUUUAUAAGAAAUUUUAUAGUGGAAGUAAUAUUUCACUUGCUGAUACAUUUCAGAAUUAUUUACAUUUCAUAAGGAAGGAAUUACUACAUCAUGUAGAGUUGUACAUCCAGCCACUCUAAUAACAAAAUAAUAACUUUCUA
This is a messenger RNA of Bombus impatiens (common eastern bumble bee), 1459 nucleotides long. RefSeq names its product BAG family molecular chaperone regulator 2. Lineage: Eukaryota; Metazoa; Arthropoda; Insecta; Hymenoptera; Apidae. The record is from RefSeq and is a predicted model, not a curated record. The transcript is spliced from 3 exons. The coding region runs from base 182 to 739 and encodes 185 amino acids. Gene Ontology annotation, molecular function: protein-folding chaperone binding; adenyl-nucleotide exchange factor activity. Gene Ontology annotation, biological process: protein stabilization.